Molecule: messenger RNA, 4207 nt
Organism: Nicotiana tabacum (common tobacco)
Lineage: Eukaryota; Viridiplantae; Streptophyta; Magnoliopsida; Solanales; Solanaceae
Source: RefSeq, a predicted model, not a curated record
CAAGAAUGCCGCGCGGUUUUCAUCUUCACUAAUUCCUCUCACCCAUCGGAGAGAAAAAUGGAGAAGGGAGAAGAAGAACAAGCUGAAGAAGAGAUAUCUGAAGAGCAGAGAAAGCGAGCCGAAGCCAAUCGUCUCGCCGCCUUAGCGAAGCGCAGAACCCGACUCACUGAACCCAACCAAGACUCUUGGAAGCAUUUCAAAUGCAGAAAGAUCUCCCUUUUGCCCAGUAAUGUUUCUUUCCAUAAGCCUCAAACUCCCUCUCCCCUCAACCCACCUCCCAUGCCCUGCACCCCUAGUCCUCCACCACAAAAGUUUAGGGCCAGGCUUGAAAUUUGCUCACCGGACUCAUUCUCUGUCACUCCCGCGCCCCUGGAAGGAUUUACUUAUCCCGGUGAACAACAAUGUAUGGAAAAACUCAGAGAUUGCCUCUCAUGUGUGGCGCUGUCGCAUUACACUCAAACGACUAGUGGGGGAAAGGCUUGUGUCUAUCAAGUUAGAGACUAUGAAGCAGUUCUGAAGUCUCUAAAGAACUCUAGAAGCAUUGAAUGUGAAGAGAUCCCUUGGGGAACAUUCAAUGUAGUCGAGAGACUUUCUCAUUCAUCCGCUGCAGGUCGAUGGAUACCUUGUAGGCCGGAGCAUCUUCCUGAUGAGAAGGUUGAUGAUUUGAUCAGCAAACUUCCUAAAAGAUUGUUGGAUACACUUCAUCCUUUUCAGCUUGAAGGUGUUCGGUUUGGAUUGAGAAGGGGCGGUCGAUGUCUCAUUGCAGAUGAGAUGGGACUAGGGAAAACGAUCCAGGCUAUCACCAUUGCAAGUUCUUUCAUGGAUGAAGGUUCUAUGCUCAUAGUUUGCCCAGCUAUUUUGAGAUAUCCAUGGGCUGAAGAACUGGAGCGCUGGCUUCCUUGUUUACCUUCUGAUAUCCAUCUGGUGUUUGGUCACAAAGACAAUCCUGCACGUUUACCUAAAUGUCCAAGGGUUGUGGUGAUAUCAUAUACGAUGCUUCGUCGCUUGAGGAGGAACAUAGUGGAACAAGAAUGGGCCACCUUGGUUGUGGAUGAAUCACAUAAUUUGCGUUGCACAAAGAAAGCAUGUGAAAAUGACGAGAUAACAACUGUUCUUGAUGUUGCGACAAAGGCCAAGCAUGUAAUUCUAUUAUCUGGGACUCCAUCUUUGUCAAGGCCUUAUGACAUUUUUCAUCAGAUAAAUAUCUUAUGGCCCGGUUUACUUGGAAAGACUAAAUAUGACUUUGCAAAGACUUACUGUUCGGUUAGAUUUGUUCAUGGCUGCCAAGGGAAGGUUUUCCAGGAUUUCUCAAAGGGGGUUCGCUUGGAGGAGUUAAAUGUGUUGCUGAAGCAAACUGUAAUGAUACGUCGUUUGAAGGAGCAUGUGCUUUUGCAGUUACCACCCUUGCGGCGCCAAAUUAUAAGUUUGACUUUAAAAAAAUCAGAUAUUUCUCAGGCAGUGGCUACCGUUGACUUGUUGAAAGGCAGAGCUUCUGGGAACUGUGGUGCCAACGAGGCUGAAGGUGUAAUCAAUGAUGACUCAUGUGCUAAAGAUGUAGGGAAAGCUUUUGAGGAUUUAAAGUUUGUUACUGAAGAUGUGCAACUGGAAACUCCUGAAAGAGUUGAUGAUGAUACUGGCUCUUGCAGAUCUUUAAGAGAGCUCUAUGACGAAGCGCUUGGCAUUGCAAAAUUGCCAGGAUUCUUCGAGUGGCUCUCUAUACAUCCUAUCAUUACAGAAUUGGAUGGUGAAGAAACAACGGAAGCAAGCCGCAGUUGUCAUAAAAUGAUAAUAUUUGCUCAUCACCAUAUAGUUCUUGAUGGUGUACAGGAGUUUCUUUGUCAAAAAAAUAUUGAUUAUAUUCGCGUUGAUGCAAAUGCAUCGUCAAGUGAUAGGCAGUUAGCUAUUCAAUCAUUCCAAUCAGCAAAUGAGGUUAAGAUUGCGCUUGUUGGAAUACUCUCUGGUGGAUCUGGACUUAACUUAACAUCAGCGCAACAUGUGGUGUUCUUGGAGUUGCCAACAAAACCAGCUCACAUGCAACAGGCCGAAUGCAGAGCUCAUAGACAAGGGCAAACAAAGGGAGUAAAUGUAUAUAUUUUUAUUGCAAAGGAUACUUCAGAUGAGUCUCGAUGGCAAAAUCUUAAUAAGAGUUUGCGUCAAGUUUCAUCUACAAUGGAUGGGAAGUAUGACGCUGUACAGGCAAUAGAGGUUGCUGAUGUUUCUUACCUUGAGGAAAUGGAUGUCAGAGAAAAGAAGAGUGAGCAUUUAACAACUGAGAAUGCAGGAAAUGGUGAAGUUGCUCGAGCAAAACCAACAGUAACUGAAAGACAAGGCAUUCAUCUAGAUUCAGAUCCUGUUGAAGCUCAUUGUGAUACACACUGGGUUGAUGAUAAACAGGAUGGAACUAGUUCAUUCUUAUCGAAAUUAGACCUCCAUUAUACGAGCACUACUUCCACCUUAGGGCAUGAAGGAUCUUCUUGUGGGGCUGAAGUUUCGGAUGAUGACUUUACUUCUUCACAUUGUAUAGAUGUUAAUGAAGCAAGAAAUCAGGACUUUAAUGAGGAGGGAAAGGGUGCAUCCCCUGAAUUAGAAGUAAAUGGAGACAUACUUGUAACAAGCAGCUCUGUCCAAGUANCCAGCUUAAAUGUUGGGAAGGAUUGCGGGGAUGAGGCUUUGGCUGUUACGAGAGUUACAAUGUUCCAAGUUGAUGAAUUUACAGAUCAGCAUAAAGCUCAUUACCUUCGUAAUAGAUGUGUGCUUGGACUUCUAUGGUUUCAGGUCAGCCAAUAUACAGGAAGGAUUCACCUGUACUCAUGUAUUCCUGGAAUUGAUUCCAGGCCAAAACCACUUUUUAAAAAUUUCCGGCCAGAGGAAGUUCAUCAUAUACUGCCUCCUCUAAAGGAAGCCGAGAAAACAGCUUAUAACAAUAUCAAGGAUGAUAUGAGUUGUCGGUACGCUUUAGUGGAAUUUCUCAAAGAAUGGAGCAAGUUGAGUGCUAUCGAAAGAAGGAAAUUAAUUGGAAAGGCCUUGCAACUUCCAUUAUCUGUUGAGUUGUCCUAUUUAAAUGAAAACCUUAACCACGAUAAUGGGGGACUGCUGAAAGGUAGAAGUAAGAGGAGGACAACACCUUUGGACGAAAUUAGCUAUCCGUUACCACCAAACGCUGUCUGGAGGAAGGUCCAUCUUUGUACUGGGAAAGGGAAGCAAGAGAAGAUAUACAUGCAGGGGUGGUCUGACAAGGAUGAACCACUCUGCAAGCUUUGUCAAACUCCUUGCAGGAAUAGCAAUGCCAAAACUCCGGACUACUUUGAGGAUCUCUUCUGUAGCUUGAACUGCUGCGAGGAGUAUCACCUUAGAACUAAUAAAUCAUCAAUUCGUAAUGCGCUUUUCCAAAUUGAGCAUGGCAUUUGCACAAACUGCCGUCUAGACUGCCACAAACUUGUGGAGCGCAUCAGACCAUUGUCAUUUGAGAGUCGUGAAGAGUAUAUUGCCAAAGUAGCCCCAAAUUUGGCAAAGCGUAAGAAAUUAUUUCAAAAACUUGUUCAGGACCCUAUUGAUGGCAAUGCAUGGCAUGCGGAUCACAUAAUACCUGUAUAUCAAGGGGGAGGUGAAUGUAGGCUAGAGAACAUGAGGACACUAUGUGUUGCUUGUCAUGCUGAUAUCACUGCCGCGCAACAUACAGAACGGCGUUUGACCAGACUUGUGGCAAAGAAGAAACUCAAAGCUGUCAUGAGUAACCUCAAAAGUACUAAGAAACCCAAGCAGAAAGUGGAUGAAGCAGAGGGUUCACGGCACUCUGACAUUGAAAAGAACAAGGAUGAGGAUGAACUUCUAGUGAAUGUUCCAGGGAGUUCAUAUUCUAUUAGCAAUGGAAGCCAAGAACGAGGAAAUUCAGAGUUGAAGGCUAGCACUAAUGAUGAUUUAGGUGAGGCGUCAUAAUGAAUGACGUGCUGCCCGCUGCAUAACUUACCUCAGUCAUGAAGAGAACCAGUUGUAAAAAAUUUUGGGAUGUUACACUUAUUCUUCUUGAAGAAAUAAGGAAAUGUGAGUGGGCUAGUAUAUUAUAAGACUAGAAGAAGCAAAUGAAUUGCACUAUCAUAAUCCUUGUCAUACCGGUUCUUGAUCGAGAUACCUGUAUCUAUGAAUUUGAUCUUAUAUUGGGGUUGUUUGCGCUUAAUAAUGCGCCUUUCGACCUUUCACUCCAUAAUUA